This is a messenger RNA of Drechmeria coniospora, 2307 nucleotides long. Its product is annotated as protein-tyrosine phosphatase. Gene Ontology annotation, molecular function: MAP kinase tyrosine/serine/threonine phosphatase activity; protein tyrosine/threonine phosphatase activity. Bases 1 to 2307 code for a protein of 768 amino acids. Gene Ontology annotation, cellular component: nucleus; cytoplasm; cytosol. Gene Ontology annotation, biological process: negative regulation of MAPK cascade; protein dephosphorylation. The record is from RefSeq and is a predicted model, not a curated record. NCBI's taxonomy places the organism in Eukaryota, Fungi, Ascomycota, Sordariomycetes, Hypocreales, Ophiocordycipitaceae. The transcript has a single exon.
AUGCCGUCCGCCGCGGCUCGGCGCAUGCGCGAGGAUCAAAUACCGUCCUUCAUGUCCGUGUUUGACGUCGACGCCGAGGCCAUGUCAAAUCGGGAAAGCGUCCCCCUCGUUGACACGAAACAGGUCGGCGGGCAACCAAAAGCACCCUCCCAUGCCGGCCCUUCUUCGCAGGCGGCCUUCAAUCCGAGCUUGGUGCCGGCCGUCGAGCUUCACAAGCAUCACGAAAUGACAUCAACCCAAACGUCCGAGUCGGCAGACUCGUCUCCGACCACGACGCUAUCAACGACCGACUCGUCGGUACUUUCAGACCCGUCGCCCUCCUCGUCCCCCGACUCUCCCGUCAAUCUCAUUCCGUUGAACAACUACCCGUCGACGUCGUUUGGUUUCCAACCUGGCCAAGGAUCAAUGCUCAGCAUUCCCGAAACCUGCACGACGGGACGUCCCAGGACUUCGCCCAUGCCUCGUCGGCCUCGCAACAUGAAGGGACUGUCGAUUCAACCUCCGACGCCCUCGACGACAUCGCUCAACUCCCUCGUCGGCGACCCUUCGUCUCCUUCCUUCAUCAAACCCUCGAUCCCCGCCAUGCGACGAAAGCCCAGCCAGCUCAGCCUCAAGACGAGCAGCAAUGACCUGAUGACGAAGUCAUCGAUGGAAGUGCCGCCGUCUCCGGCGAUGCCCCCGAUUUUGCAACGCCGAGCCCUGAAGCACUCGACUUCAUCCCCGCACAUGCUCUCCGGACUCAAGUCGUCUGCUUUCGGGCCCAGCGGAGGGAUGGCGUUUCCCAAAGUUUUGGAGCGGAACAAGUCGGGCCUGUCCGAAGUCCUGCGGCCCAUGAAAUCCAUCGCAGACACCAAGAUCGAGGUGCCCAUCGUUCAGGAGGAAUCGUCGAUCCGCAUGCAGCUCGCCAACCGCGCCGGCUACGAGCCGUACCAUGAAAAUGUCAACAAUGAGGACCAAAAGUCCCCAGGAUACCCGCUCGGUCCUAUCGCCAUAUACGGAGACAAUGUGUACCUGUACUUGGAACCAUCGGCUGAAGAGGCGUCCAAGUUUGAUGUGGUCAUCAACGUUGCCCGUGAAGUCAACGACCCAUUUUCCCUCGAAACCGAGCCACAACUUCACUCCACCUCGCCGAAGGACAGUCCCACUGCCGAUUCCGCCGGUACCACCGCCGGCGAUGCGACCGUUCGCGAAACCGAGGUGACUGGUGACAAGCUGGUGGAAAGCCCGACGACGCCAAAGGCAAACCCACUUGAACGACCGGAGUACAUCCAUGUUCUGUGGGAUCACAAUACCGACAUUGCCCCUGACCUGAUGCGUCUAUGCGAGACCAUCGACAAGCGGACCAAGGACGGCAAGAAGGUGCUCAUCCAUUGUCAGCAGGGAGCCAGUCGCUCGGCCAGUCUCAUCAUCGCCUACGGCUUGUAUCAGAACCCUGAAUUGAGCGUAAAUGACGCCUAUUAUGCGGCGCAAGCCAAGAGUCGCUGGAUUAGCCCGAACAUGAAGCUCAUGUACUCGCUUCAGGACUUCCACAAAGAAUUGUCCAAGAAACGCCUACCAUCCAGCUCGACCAACCGUCCCAGAUCUGGCCGGAGCCCGACGCAGCACAGGCUGACCCUGUCGGUCGACGCCAUCGACAUGGCGCCGCAGGAGCCUCGUACGGCACCGUUGCCGAGCGAGAGCCACAAGGCCAACGGCGACACUUCUCACCAGAGCCUGACUCGUCCGAGAGGCAAAUCCACGCCUGGAAUUCAGACGAUAUCAGCCGGUCCCGCCUCGGCUCCGCUGACGUGCUCCUGGAGGGAGUGCGUUCAAGACAAGCGGCCAACAGCACCCUCACUUGUGCUUGAUGAGCUGCCGAAGCGGCCAAGUUCCGACUGUGGAAGGCCGGAGCGCGCCCCGGCGAUAGGCGAUGCCUCGUGGCCCAAGAUCGCCGCCAGGGCAGCCGAGCCACCGUCUCUCUUCAGGUUCCAGAGCGGCAGACCCAAGGAUGGUACGGCUGCGGAACGGACCGUCACUGUUCAGCCGACGUUUCCUGGCCAGGAUUCCCUCAUGUCCCCGCGCGCCGAGACGAUGACCAAAACCCCGCUUCACGCGUUUCCUCACGCGAUCGGAGUGCGGUUUGCUGACGCACCUUCAACCACAACAGACGGCCUCUUCUCACCGAGGCAGUCGAUGUUCCCCCGAGACCCGUUCACUUUCUUCGGAAAGAUCGUGCCCAUCGGCCGACCCCCCCAAGUGGCCGACCCUCGGAGCCCGCCUACGAUUGGAGAGGCGCCGAUCGUCCGUUCUAUUGACGACAUGUUAUGA